This is a messenger RNA of Miniopterus natalensis, 1816 nucleotides long. RefSeq names its product phospholipid phosphatase 5 (gene PLPP5). The record is from RefSeq and is a predicted model, not a curated record. Gene Ontology annotation, molecular function: phosphatidate phosphatase activity. NCBI's taxonomy places the organism in Eukaryota, Metazoa, Chordata, Mammalia, Chiroptera, Miniopteridae. Gene Ontology annotation, biological process: phospholipid metabolic process; phospholipid dephosphorylation. Gene Ontology annotation, cellular component: membrane.
AUGGGUCGCGUGAGGAAGGCGGCGGCGGCCUUCGGGGCCGAGCUGGGCGUGCGGAUCGCACUCUUCGCGGCCUUCCUGGUAACAGAGCUGCUCCCUCCCUUCCAGAGGCUUAUCCAGCCAGAGGAGAUGUGGCUUUACCGGAAUCCGUAUGUGGAAGCGGAGUAUUUCCCCACCAAGUCGAUGUUUGUCAUUGCAUUUCUCACUCCACUGUCUCUGAUCCUCCUGGCGAAAUGGCUCAAGAAGGCAGACACAGCAGACAGCAGGCAAGCCUGCCUGGCUGCCAGCCUUGCCCUGGUUCUGAAUGGUGUCUUCACCAACACAGUAAAACUGAUAGUAGGGAGGCCACGCCCAGACUUCUUCUACCGCUGCUUCCCGGAUGGGCAGGCCCGUUCCGACUUGAUGUGCACGGGAGAGGACGCCGUGGUGAAUGAGGGCCGCAAGAGCUUCCCUAGCGGACAUUCUUCCUUUGCAUUUGCUGGGCUGGCCUUUGCUUCCUUCUACCUGGCAGGGAAGUUACAUUGCUUCACACCACAAGGCCGUGGGAAAUCUUGGAGGUUCUGUGCCUUUCUGUCACCUCUGUUUUUUGCAACUGUGAUUGCACUGUCCCGCACCUGUGACUACAAGCAUCACUGGCAAGAUGUACUGGUUGGAUCCAUGAUUGGCCUGACAUUUGCCUAUGUCUGCUAUAGGCAGUAUUACCCUCCUCUGACUGAUGCAGAAUGCCAUAAACCAUUUCACAGCAGACUUGUACUUCCCCCUGCACAAAAGAAUUCUAUGGGCCCUUAUCAUUUUGAUAUUUAGAAACUGGAGCUACCUCAAUGGAGAAUAAUAGGUGAAUCAGCCACUCCUUUCUGGACCAUGAAAAGAUAAGAAUUUCCUACCUUUUGACCUCUUAAGAAGAACACGUGAGGACAUCAGCAUCUACUUCCAUAUAAUUAUGCAGUUUUGCCCCUGCUCACAUGAAUUUAUCAUGAGGAGUCAGGGUUCUUUUCCACUACUGUAUGCCACACAUUCUGAUAAGAGAUCUUUCAAUUGUCCUCCAACAGCUUACGAAUCUGGUCCAUUAGAUUGGUAUCCCAAGAUCUACAGUGUUUCUACACUUAAUAUAAAUGCCUUAGAAGGAUCUUGUCACAAAGAAGCCUUUACAUAGCUCUACUUUAUCCUAAAAGCUAGAAUUAAUUCUCAAAACUUCAUUUCCUAUACCUUGAAAUCUUAAAAUUUAGGGCAUGACCAACUAAAUUAUUUUGGUUCUGUUUACUUUUUCUGGUGACAAUCCCAUCAAGCCUUAACUAGGAAAAUGUCCGUUUCUGGCUGGUUUACCAUUGCUAUGCAUAUCUUACCCAAGUCCAGCUAAAUAAUACUGUCUAUUUUUAAUACUGUGAACAUAAAUGAUUUGUCAAAUUACUAAGCAAACACAAUAAAAAAGAAAAUGGUUAGGAGUGUGGUUUCAGUGCUAACAACUGAUGACCAUUUCUACCUCAUUUGUCUUAACUCUGCUCAUGAGCUUCUUUUUCCCUUCAUGACUGAAGAUCUGCCCAAAUGCAUCACCUUUGCCAACUGGCUAAGGCAGGAAAGAAAAAUUACAGCCAUCGUUAUCUGGAGAACCAGUCUUUUUCUGUCCCAUCUUCACAAUGAGCUACAAGGAACAAUUAUGGGAUAUCAUCAGAACUGAUGCUAUAGUACCUACAACUACCUUUCUCUUUAUUGAGAUUAUAUGUUAGACAUGACCUUGUCUUACAUACUUCUUUCUAUAACAUAUUCUCAAUGUAUCUUUUCCUUCAGUAAGUGUGAUACUCAAAUAAAAUGGUAAAUGUGU